UGAAGUACUCCAUAGUCGAACGCAAUAUAGUAUCCGCAUUCCGAUUUCACAACACAAACGUUGUUUGAUUCCAGCGGUUCAUUUCCCAUUUCUAUUCUCAACUAUAAAUUUCUGACAGAUCAUCUUGUACCUUUGUUUUGUCUUCUGUAGAAUUAUAGAUAUUAACAAUUAAGGAAAAUAUGGAAUAUUCAAAGAUAUUAAUAGUGUUUUCAUUUUUUGUCUGUUUGAGCGUAUCAGAGAAGGUACUUCCUCCAGAACCAAAUACAAGGGGAACAGCUAUAGUUCCUACCAAUUCGACAUUCAGUCCAAUUACCACUUCGAAUCCUAAUAAUACAACUACUAUUUCCCCAAAAACAACUACUAUUUCCCCAAAUACAACUACCAUUUCCCCAAAUACAACUACUAUUUCCCAAAAAACAACUACUAUUUCCCCAAAUACAACUACUAUUUCCCCAAAUACAACUACUAUUGCCCCUAAUACAACCACACCUAAUCCAACAACCACUCCUUCUCCAACUAGCAAAUCUACCACUGUUCCAACGUCUACUCCCUCUCCGACACCUCUUCCCAACCCCUCUACAGGUAAUUGGAGUUUGAAUUAUGACAAAUCGAAUUAUACAUGUCUGGUAAUAGAUGCAGCUUUCCAAAUUGAAUUGUUAGUGGUGAAUUCUACAUCGAAGAAAAUUAACAUUCCUGUAAAUGCUACGUCUGAUGGUAGUUGCGGUAACAAUACAGAUAUUUUGAAUUUGAGAUGGGAUGGAAAUGUUAUAACAAUGAAUUUUACCAAAAAUGCUACUGAGAAAAAAUUCGAUUUGGAAUUCAUCAGGGUAUCUUUGAAUGGUACCAAAAAUAACACUUUAAUUCACGAGAAACCCGAAUUCAAAACUUUAUUGGAUCAUUCGUACAAAUGCGCUAAACUUCAAACUCUAAACUUUACCAAGGAACAUGAAAAUGACACAGUUGCUUAUUUACACAUUAGUCAUGCGCAGUUCCAAGCUUUCUCGAAUGUUACAGGACAUCAUUUCUAUGAUGCCAUCGAUUGUGAAGCAUCGAAUAUAACAUCGGACGUCGUCCCGAUCGUAGUUGGUUGCGUCCUAGCAAUUCUUGUAGUGGUAGUAUUGGUCGCCUACCUAUAUGGAAGACGUCGUUGCCAGGCUAGAGGAUACCUUUCAAUGUUUUCUGAUACAAGAAGCGAAUCGGAUUAUAUUCCUAUGAAAAAUCUGUCCUGUUUUAAGUAAUUUUCACGAUAUAUAUUUAUAUAUACAUAUAUAUUGAAAUUUUCAAAAACGUCCAUAUAUAAAUAUGAAUCAGGGUAUUUAUUACACUGAAACUUAUUUUUUAUAUAAACAGCUGCAUUAAUGUAUAGGUGUGGGGAUAAAAAAAUCCGUACAAAAUGUUUUAAAUUUUCAUUAUCGGUUUUUAAAAUAAAUAGCGAUUUUCCAAAAAAGUCCCAUUUGAGGACCAUGAGAUAUCUUCUGGCACACAUUUUCUGGUUGGUUUAUGAAUGCUCGGUCUGCCUAACCUCUUAGGAUCAAAAAUUGAAAACGUUAUCAAAUAGGUUCUUGCUAUAACCCUCUUGAACUCAUUCAUUUCUUCAUCCUUUUUGAAUUGGCACUUGUUGGUUCUGUUGUAACGAACCUAUCAAAAUAAAAAACAUGCUCAGUAGGGUUGUCAACCAAUGAAAUGUGUUUUAGAAUAACUGAGGCUCCAAGACCUUCAACUGGGAGAGGUCGGUUCUGUUUUCUCUCUGCAUGGAAACAGAAUCCGGUUUCAGCACAUUGCCCAUUACUUGAAUCAGAACUGAAUCGGCUUACCACGUAUAAAUUGCUUCAAAAGUGAUGUCCAUAGUAUCUGAUCAUUUGUUGGUCAAUGCUUAUAUUUUUAGCAAAAAGCCCAAACUGUUUGUUCAUUUUUUCUAUCAAAAGAAAAAUUUUGGUUGUUCUCUAUAUUGGAAUCAUCAUUCAGGUGUAAAUUUCUUUUUAUUUCUAAAUACCUGUUUCUCGGCAUACAUAUUCUUAUACGGGGUAAAUUUAUGUCUUCAUCUUCGCACCAAUGCUUUUAUUCCUGUUGGAGAGAAUGGUAUCCUGUCAGUAUCAGAAACAGAAGACACCGACACUUUGCUUAACUUAUAUACAGCAUUAAAUGUCUCAAAUAUUUGAACCUCAGACAUUUUUUUGCCUCUUUGAUAUCUCUUGACCAUCCCACAAGACUUUGGUCAAAUCAGCCUGUAGAAAACGAAUCACAAUUGAUAAUUGGCGGGUGCAUCAAUAAUGGCGGUCGUGUUUACGUGGCUGUAGCACAACGCCGACUGACGCCUGAAUAUUAACAAUGGCUGAGUGCGUAGUGCGAGUGGAAAUUUAGGACCACUUCCACCCCCUUUCUGAAGAACUACAUUUAUACCUUUAUAACGUUGCUUACAUAUUUCUUGUGGAUUUUGAAUUUUCUGUCCAAUUUUCGCAAACUGACUCCCCUGUUUUCUUUUUUUGGCUUUUCUGCUUGAUCCCUGACUUACUUUCAGUCGAAAUAUCUGUCUCAAUACGCCGACAGAUGUCGUAAACUGUUUGUCUAUUCCUAUUCUUAUAAAGUAAACUAAUUUUUCAGAUUUUGAUUUUGUUUAUAAAACGCAUAUUUUAUUUGCUAAACUGUCUAAAAAUGUACGAAUUUUUCGUCCCUACACCCUUCAAUGCAUAAAAAUCUUGUGGUAAAUGCAUUUAUUUAUUUGUCAAAUUGACAAGUAAAUCGAAUGAAGAAUAAAAAAUCAACUAUUUAUUUAUGGAUAUUAUAAUAAACAACAUAACUAAUUUAACUACAAGAGGGUAUUUAUUAUUAUAUGCUGGGCUUUAUAUUUAAUUUAUUUUAUUUAAAAUUGUAAUUUGAGUUUCGUUGAUGAUAUAUUAUCAUUGAAACCAAGUGAUUUUUGUUGUGAUAUAACAAAAACAAUACACGUAAACAGUACUCUACAUACACUUUAUUUAAUUUAAUUAAUGAUUUAAAAACACAAUGGUGACUUUUAUGGGUUACCUAUUAAAGAAAAUUUUUAUUACUACUAUCAACUCUAUACACGUUUACUUCCACUUUUUGAUAAUGAAUUCACGAUAUUUUUAAAACAUAUUCUCAAAUUUUGCUUUUAUAAAACACAAGCGCACUUUAUACACUCGUGAACAAAAAAAUCGACUCGAGUACGCACCAAACAAACCAUCCAAAAAUCUCCUUCAAAAGGCACGUUUCCUUUUAUGCAACACUCAAAGUCUUCUCUGGACUCGUCCUCUUCUAGAAGAGAACAGAGCCCCAUGGUUCGUCGGUCCAAUUAACGUGUUCUCGGACAAAUCGUAGAAGGGAUUAAUUUGGGGCCAGAAGCAGGUCUUUGGCUCAAGCCUUAAGUCUUCUUCUGAUUAUCCAACCAUUCUAAACUCUUGUUGAACUGGAACAUCAGUGAGCGCGCUAUUUCACAGCGAUAUGCACAUUUUUCUUCCGGAACCGCAUCUUUGAUGAAAGUUAUCAAUAUCUUUGUAACGACGGUAAAAUCUAGAAACAACACUGGCCACUUCUUGUUAACUAUGGCCUUGUAGUAAUAGGGUGACCGCUUGCGCAGUUUUAUCACUUGUUGUAUCCGUUUUCAAUAAGAAUUAUUCCUAACCGAUCAUAAUAUAUUGUUGCACUGUUAAGAUUUUAUUAAGAAAAUACAUUUUCGUGUUCAGUUCUUUUGCCAGUGACUUGCGACUACAGGGGUGACGCUUCGAUCGAUCUUUUCGCUCACGACUGUAGAUUACUCUAACACUAGGACACAUAGAAAAUAUUAAGAUGCUAUUAUGGAAUAAUUAAAUAUUUCAAUUUCGUUGUGUCAAAUAAACAUUUUGAAAGCUACUUAGUCACAAAAUCGAUUUUAAAUUCUGUAUUUGUAAUCUUUGAGAGCUUUUAUGUCAAGUUUGCAACUUUGACAUUUGUAGCCACUAAACAAAAUCUAAAUACCUAAAGAAUGAUUGUUCACGUAUCGGGGAAAAUGACAUUUUAGAAGUUGGUACCCGUGUUAUCGAUGUUGUAUUGUUAUCAAAAUAAGCCAAUUAUGUCCGAAUAUUUCAUUUUAACCUUACAUCAGGUUUAAUUAUUUCAUUUAAUCACAAUAACAGGGAAAGAAACUAGAACGUGGCAACGAUGUAAAACAUCUACCAUAUUAUUUUACAAACUUAUCAUAAAAGCCUUUAGAUGAAUAUUAAUUUAAAUAAAUUAUUGUUUGCAAAUUAGAAAAUCGUGUUUUUAGCGGAAAUCAAUUAUAUAUAGUCAAUAUAAUUUCAAAUAUAUAUACGAGGGUUGUUUUUUUCCAACUUCCAGUGGGUUGUGAAAAGUAAUAGACGGGAAAAUACACAAAAAAUAUUUUAUUACCAAAAGAAAGGUUUUUUUUUCAUAAUCACCUUGACGAUUAAGGCAUUUGUCAUAUUUGUGAACAAUCUUUGCAAUACCCUCUUCAUAAAAUGAUUUGAUGCGAGUUGUGAGAGUUUCUUUGAGCUCCGCGCCAAUGUGGAAGCGCCGCCCUUCAAACCACUGCUACCCACGUUGCUAAGUCGGGACUGUAUGAUGGAUUUUUCGAAAAUGUCCAAUUGAAAUUGCUGAAGGAGUCAUUGGGUUACACAAGCGCUCUUCGUUCGUUUUGAAUAGCUCUCCGUAAACGUCGCAAAGUUCCACAAUAUGAAUCUGCAUUAAUAGUUGUUCCAGGCUACAUAAACUCCACACACACAUAUUUGAUUCCACAAAACAGUUGCCAUAAUCUGUUGAAGAUUCGUUUGAAUACUUUCCAUCCAUUGUUGUGAUUGUCACAAUAAAUGUCAAAAAAUCUUCUUCAUCAGUAUUGUAAAGGUCAAGAAACUCCAAAGGUGUAACCAAUCGACGAUUUCCGAUCGAUAUUUCAUUUAUGGUGAACCUUCGAGUUUCCCUAACCUCCAGGUUAACAAUGUCGUCUGUAGUGGCAGACGUGCGUCCUUGACAGACAGGCACUCGACUCAUUUUCGUUGCGCUGUUGCCUUCUGCCUGCAAGAAACGUUUAACAGACCGCAAUUAAAAUUUGGCGGGAGAAUCAAUAACGAUAGACAUGUUUAUGUGCUGUACCUCGACAGGAAAUGACUUUUUGAAAUUGAAAGUGAGCGGGGAAGAUGCGUAGUCGCCUAAUUCGCACACCAGUCACCUACUGCAUUCCUGGUCCUCAUACUUUGCGAUCAAAUUUUGAAUAAAAGAACAACUCUCCUGUAUAUUUUGGGUAUUUCCAGUUUUCUUAUCGAGGUUAUGUCAAAAUGGGUGAAUUUUUUCCAAAACCAAUCCACUAUUGAACAGUUUUUUUAAAAGAUAUAUUUUGACGUAUAAUUUUUGUGCGAGGAUGAUAAUUUAUAACUAGUUCAUUUUCAAAUCACUCUUAAGACUGAAAAUAUAAAACGAUUCAUAUGAAAUUGUGAUAUUAUUAGCUUUUCACUAUGGACUUAGUUAUAAAUGUGUUUAAAAAUUUUUUUUCUUUCAUGGUACAAACAUUUAUCACUAUCUGUAUUUCUUAUUGUUAAUUAGGUUGUAUUUAAAUAAAUAUACGAGUAUUAUAGUUUAAUUUUUUUACUUUUAUUAGAAAAAAACCAGUAAAAAUAUUCAAGUCACAAAAAAAUCGUCAACCAAGUUCCAAAAAACUUUCUUGCAGAAACUUUUUAUUAUGCUUCAAACGAUCCGAUGAUGUUUGGUUUGUAAUUCUGAUUUUCUGUUACAAAUACUCACAAUAUGUGUGUGAGAAAAUUAUUGAGACUGGCGACACCGCGGAAGAUCUGGCAACGUUGUAUUUACCGGAAGGUUGACCGAUUUAUUGCUUCGUCAGUAUGAGUUUUAAUUCCGUACAAAUUACUUUUGACGGUGCAAUCAGUGUGUAUUAGAAUUGGAAGAUAAUUUCUUACGUACCUCGUAAUUUGGUGAAACUAUGCCAAAACAACUGAAAUUUUCUUUGCAGUCCUCGUCAAUGUAAACAAAAUUACAUAUUUUAGGUUUAUCAAUGGAAAUCAAAUUCUCUAAAGAUCUUAUACUCUAUAUGAAUAUAAUUUCAUAAACAGCAUCUGAGCCAGUGCGACUCUGGUAUUUAUCUAAUCUCCCGAACGAAUUUUGCCUCGGCUUUUUUAACAUUUUCACAUUUCACAUAAAUCAAACUCAAACUUUUUUUUUAUAUUCCACUAAAUUUAAACAAUACUAUUCGUUUCUUAACGUUUUAUUAGCAAAAAAUAUUAAAUUCAAUGUUGGAUUUGAUUAAUUUUUCGUCGUCCUGAUAUAGGAUUUGUUCGGUAUGUUUCCUGUGUGCAUUAUUCCCUAUCGUGGGCCAUUUGGCUGAUGAAAGCGAUUACCAGGUUGCAAGAAAACCACAAGGAAUAAACUGGAAGAUGUUGCUUGAUUCUGUGAAAAAUAUUCUUAUAUAUUAGCUUUGUUCGAGCAUUAGAUUUUCGAAUCAGUGAGGGUCUGAUUAUUUGAUUGAGUUGCUCAUACGUAGUACUUAAACUUUUGUGGUUCUAUAAUAGUCAUAUAAAACCAUGACUCGAUUCCUAAACUAAACAAACGCGAUCUGAGUUGGUUUAGAAAUGAUUCUAAUCGUGAUGCGCAAACAAAACUAAAGCCCAGUACACACUUUUUUGCUCCAAAGAACUUUAUAUUGUCAUUAUUGUGCAGACCUACCUCUUUUGCUGCUAUUAGUGGUUUUUGUGGUUUCUUCUAUUUCUUGUUAUCAAAGCUAUCUUGUUUAAAGAACGCUUAGAUGAAGCUCAGCUGAUGAUUCAAACAUUGAUUUCUAUCUAAAAUUGUGUAAUAUAAUAAAAUGAUUACUGUAUAUAUCACCUUGAAGCCUUGUCGAUUACUACAUUUGAUAAUUGAUUGGUAUGUUUCUCUACUGUUGUUGCUUAAAUGAUGGUUUUAUUUUUUAUAGAUAUCAAUUUAUAUGUCCUUCCCCUAUCUUGUCAUUAUUUUUUUCUAAAAUAUUUAUCAAGAACACUUGAAAUUUACAAAUUCGUGUACCUACUUGAAAUCUUAUCAAUUCAAUGGGUGUCAAGGUGUUUUAUGAUAAGCUCAUUUUUAUUUUUUUACGAGUUUGGUGAUUUCCCCAUACACAAAACGAGAUAUUUUAGUAAAUGUGUACAAGCAAAGUCAAAUAAAUAGGAAAGAAAAACAUCUUGUUGUUCUACCUCCACAAGCACUCCGCUUUUCAAAGCAGCAAUCUGCAAAUCACUUUCUUGGUCUUCGCUCCAAUCAACUGACCUUUUUGACAUUUGUUUAGUUGUUAAACUAUAGGCUUGUUCUUGACAGCUGCACGGGCAGAACUAGUUCAAGAAGUGUUCUUUGCAGCAGAACCAGCGCUAGUGUUGCUGUUCUUAGUAGCAGUGCAAGAGAACUAGCUAAAAGUACUAAAGCGUUUUCUAUUAUUGUUAAUACUAUAAGGCCUGAAUGACAUAAUCUCAAAUAUAACGAAUGCUCCAUUGCUCUCUGCACUAUAUCGUUCUUUGUAUCCAAUCGAAAUAAUUCUAUACACUCAUGAACUGGUCGUUCAGUAUGGCUACCAAGAACAAACCUUAAAAGUAACUAUAGCUUUGUUCACGUGAUUGAUUCUGUAAAAAUUUCGUUUUCGCGAGUCAAUCGACUUCGAAUCACUCAUAGCAGUUCUAUAGUUUUUAUUAGGGGAUAAAAAUUUUAAUUCAGUGGUUUAUCGUUCGCAGUAAAUCAACAUUCUUUAUUUGUUCGUAAUGGAGCAUGCGCAUUACAGCGAUCUUAAAUUGGAUGCCAACUAAUUCGGAAUCGAUUCUAAAUUUGAUCCUCGAACAAAACUAAUGUCUACAACUGCAAUUAAAAAUGACACGAAAUUAAUAUAAACUGCAAUGUAUUUUUUGUCUUGCAGGAACUAAUAUGUUAUAUCUUCGGCACAUGGGUUUCUUUUUAACUAAAUCAAAUAUAGAAAAAAAAUUGUUAUUACUAUAAAUUAUUCUAUUUUUAUGCAAGCUUUGAAUUGUCUAUUUGCGAGUUGCUUUCUCAAGUGUCUUAAGAAGCUAUGGUUUUUGUGUUUCUGUGGGCAGCGUAGCGAGGUGAUGGUUUUUUUAUCUUUUUGUUUUGAUCUUAUUAUUUAUUUAUAAAACAGAUAAUUUAAAUAUAUUAUUUACAGAAAUAACGAGGAAGACAUGCCGUGAAAGUUGUUUGUUUCUAUUGGAAACUUUACUUUAAGAAUGUUAGGUAAUAAAUAUUUUUAUAAAAUCACA
Molecule: messenger RNA, 8246 nt
Organism: Diorhabda carinulata
Lineage: Eukaryota; Metazoa; Arthropoda; Insecta; Coleoptera; Chrysomelidae
Product: lysosome-associated membrane glycoprotein 2-like
Exons: 5
Coding region: 180-1238 (352 amino acids)
Cellular component (GO): membrane
Source: RefSeq, a predicted model, not a curated record